This is a messenger RNA of Astyanax mexicanus (Mexican tetra), 2711 nucleotides long. RefSeq names its product ubiquitin carboxyl-terminal hydrolase 37. Gene Ontology annotation, molecular function: cysteine-type deubiquitinase activity; cysteine-type endopeptidase activity. Gene Ontology annotation, cellular component: nucleus; cytosol. The transcript has 14 exons. The record is from RefSeq and is a predicted model, not a curated record. Gene Ontology annotation, biological process: G1/S transition of mitotic cell cycle; protein deubiquitination. Lineage: Eukaryota; Metazoa; Chordata; Actinopteri; Characiformes; Acestrorhamphidae. Bases 246 to 1907 code for a protein of 553 amino acids.
GGUGCGGAGCUACUUUGAACCUGGAUAACAGUGUAAAAAGUGAUUUAUGCCCCGUGUCACCCUGUCUGAAGGGUGUUUGGACAAACUGUUAAAAUUUCUGGAUCUCAGAAUGCAGUGGGAGAACGGAAGUGUGCUAUUCCUUAAAGAGAAAGAAGCCUAAGGAAGUUGUGAAGAAUGAUCUGGUGGAUGAGAUCAAAGACACCAAGGAGAAGAAAAAGAAGAGAAGAUGGUGGCAGCGUGGCUUCAUGAAGAUUUUCUGCCCCUGUUUAUCCUCUUCCACCUCUUCUUCCUCUUUAUCCUCCCCCACCUUUUCUUCUCCUUCAUCCUCCCCCACCUCUUCUUUAUUUUCAGUCUCCCCAUUCUCUUCUUUAUCUCUAUCUUCCCCCACCUCUUCAUCCUCUUCUAGCUCUUCUUCAUCUUCAUACUUCCCCACCUCUCCUUCUUAUGAUCAUUCCCUUGCCUUGCCUUUACCUGCCCCCCCUUACACCUACACAAUCCCCACCCUGGGCGUGGCCAGGUUAGCUCCGCCUCAGAGAUACUUUUUCUCUCCGGCGAUCCGCAGCUCCACCUGUCCUCCUCCACUCAUCCGCUCCUCAAGUGCUCCUUCACUCACUCAUCCCUCUUCUACAUACUUUCCUUUAUUCUCCCCCUCUCUCUCCAUCUCCCUCCCCGACCUCUCUAAGUACUACCCUGACUCCCCCAAGGCUCAGAGGUCCAAGCCUCGGGUCCUAAUCAACUCUUAUGUUCGGAGUAAGGGUGUGUACGAUCGGGAGCUGUCCGUCUUAAAGAGACGUCCGGCCCACACAAGCAUUCAGGAGGUCCAGGACCGCUCUGUCGUUGAUGUGAAGCAGCUUGGGCUUCCCAGCAUUGUGAACACCUGCUUCAUGAACGCCACCCUGCAGAGUCUGCUGGGUCUCUCCUGCUUCUGGACCCCCAUCAUAGAACAGCAGGACACCUGGUCUGACACUUCAGUCGACUCCACUAUGCUCAGGUGUUUGGCAGAGCUGCAGCAGGCCAGGUUCAGCAGCAGCAGCACCACAAAGCAGAAGAUGAAGAUUCUGAGAGCUCUGAAGAGAUGCAUCGCUGCCCGCUGCCCUGACUUUAAACAUUACAGUCAACAGGAUGCCCAUGAGUUCUUAAUGCUCUGUUUGCUCCAGCUGAAGGGGGAGGGAGAGGCUCUCAGGGCCUCCAACCUUUCCUACGUCUGUCCUGUUGCAAAUUUUGAGUUUCAGCUGAAAUCUGUGCUCACCUGCACCAGCUGUGGACUCCAGAGAUCCAGAGUGGAGAUUUACAACCACCUGUCCAUCAACCUGGACUCCACUCUGAGAGGCAGCCUGCGCAGCUACUUCCAGGAAACAGAUUUGGAUUAUUACUGCGAGUGUGAACUAGGCAUUCAAGCAACUGAAGCGCAGGAGUUCGCCACCCUCCCACGGGUUCUGAUUCUCCACAUCAAGAGGUUCAAACUGAUGGGCAGCGGUAAAAAGCUGAAGGGCGCGAUGGACAUCCCCGCCCAGCUGGACCUCUCUGAGUUUUCAGCCCAGGCUUCACCUGAACAGACUGGGACUAAGAAGUGUACAGCUAAAUCUGUGAGAAAAUCCAGCGUCAAGCCAGCGAGUGGAGGAGGACAGGAUGAGGGAGGACAGCAAAGGAACUCUUCGGAACGUCCACCAAGGGGCCUCUACAGACUCCACAGCAUCGUCUCUCAUCUUGGUUGCAGUGUUAACAAGGGCCACUACAUCAGCAAUAUUGUUCAGGACGGAGAAAGCUGGUUGUCAUUCGAUGACACGAGAGUGCACCACGCAUUGGGGAAAACUGUCCUCAAGUGCACUGCAACAACAGCUUACCUGCUGUUCUACGUGCACAGUGCUCCUACAGAUUUAGACUGUGACAAACGUGAAGAGACCUGAGGAGGCUGAAGGAGGCUCAGGAUGGACCUCAGUGGUGCACCAUCAAUCAACUCUCCACAAGGCACAUAAAUAAACAGACCAAAACCCUGCAAAAAACACUUAGUAGCACAAUUUUGGGCACAAUUGCGUUAACUGGAAAAUCAAGGCCCACUUAAGAUAUAAGGCAAUAUGUUGGAUUGAUGGAUUGUUCCAGGUUAUAGAACAAGGAUCUCAGCAGCAAGAACCACUGGAACAACAGCUGGGGAGCUGCUGGGAUCACUGGAACAUCAUGGACAUUGAGAAGGCCACUGGAAAAGGGUCUACAGAAAUAAAGUGACAAGACUUUUCUGUCUUCCUUAUAUCUAUUUGGCAUGUAUCAAGAUGCCCAAAAAGAUUGACCAGCCUGGCCCUCUAUGAUCCAUUCCUGCCACACUUUAAACUGCCUGGACUCAUUCAUAACUGAGAACCUGUUCCUGCGUUAGCUAUAGCCACAUGCUAAUCUAUCUGUACAGUUUAUUUUUGUACAGUUGUUAUUUGUUUGCGCUAUACGGGUCGACCAAAGGAGGAUGGGUUCCUCUUAUUGAGCCUUGGUUCCUCCCAAGGUUUCUUCCUCUUGUCAUGAGGGAGUUUUUCCUUGCCACUGUUGCCGCCACAACCUUGUGGUGCUCGUUCAUAAGAGGCUCGGACCCGCCCUUAUUUUAACAAUGAUCACGUAAUCUGAUAUGCAGGUGUCUUUGGUCUGUUGCGCCUUUGUAGUGAAUGGUGCUAGAUUGUACAGUUUCUGUAUAUACUAAAUACAUUUAAAAUAAAGUUAAAAACAAAAUA